Diplodia corticola is the source of this 729-nucleotide messenger RNA. RefSeq names its product proteasome regulatory particle subunit. The transcript is spliced from 7 exons. Gene Ontology annotation, molecular function: protein binding. Gene Ontology annotation, cellular component: nucleus; cytoplasm. NCBI's taxonomy places the organism in Eukaryota, Fungi, Ascomycota, Dothideomycetes, Botryosphaeriales, Botryosphaeriaceae. The record is from RefSeq and is a predicted model, not a curated record. Bases 1 to 729 code for a protein of 242 amino acids.
AUGGCCGCCCAGGACCCGUCCCGCUGCGCCAUCCACGACGCCUGUCGCGAAGGCAAAACUCACGUCGUCGAAUCUCUGCUCAACGCGAAUCCGAAGCUUGCCACCCGUCGCGAUGACGACGACCGUUUGCCAAUUCACUGGGCCGUUUCGUACAAUCGCAUACCCAUCAUCUCGCAACUCAUCCAGACCAAGAACUUCGACAUCGAUGCGCAGGAUGGCUCUGGCUGGACGCCGCUUAUGAUGGCCGCGAGCCUGAAGGACGCUGACGAGCUGGUCGACCUGCUCCUCUCACGCGACGCUGAUGUCAACAUGAAGAGUGCGUUCUCACUGGAAGCUACUGCUCUGCACUUUACCGCCUCGAAGAACAACCUCGAUACCGCGCGGAAGCUGAUCGCGAAGAAGGCGUCGGCUCGCGUGAAAGACAAGCGUGGCCAGCUUGCCCUGCACCGCGCCGCAGCGGUCGGCUCGGUUCCUAUGAUCAAAUUACUGCUGGAAGCAAACAGUCCGCUCAAUGCGACUGAUAUGGAUGGAAUGACUGCGUUACAUCAUACCAUUGCCGAGGGGCACGGCGACGCAGCAUUGGUGCUCCUCAAAGCCGGCGCAGACACGGAGAAGAAAGCCGGUGAUGGGUCGCUCGCGAUCGAGCUUGCUCCGGACGCGAAGAUCAUGAACUACAUCAUCCAGAGCGCAGAGCUCGAGGGCGUUGAGCUGACUUCAUCUAAGUCUUGA